This is a messenger RNA of Danio rerio (zebrafish), 6830 nucleotides long. NCBI's taxonomy places the organism in Eukaryota, Metazoa, Chordata, Actinopteri, Cypriniformes, Danionidae. The record is from RefSeq and is a predicted model, not a curated record.
GCGCAUAUCUUGGGGUGUCGCGGGCGCGCGUGCACGGCAGCAUCAUCACGCGCAGCAUCUUUCGCCCACCGACAACUCUAAAUUUCUCUUAAUAUAUACUUUUCAGACAAAAAUAGCCUUUACCACCGCGUCGUAUCAGGAAAUAUCACUCUCCAGGAUAACCGUGAGGAUCUGUGCUGCCGGAUUAAGAGUGUUUUCAUGGAAAAAUGGCGAGAUGGGCUCACGCGUGUCUGCUGCUGCUGCUGAUGGUGAUUCUCGGCGGAUCCUGGACCGCAGUGAACGCGCUCACAUUUCCUCAGCAUUACACGAUUAUGCACUGGGCUCGACGCAUUGAACAGGAGAUCGACAGAGUUUUGCAGCAUAUUAGUGGCGCUCAGCAACUGAAGGGGAUCUACUUGGAAAAGAAAAAGCACUUCAGUCUGGUCAGAAACAACCCUCGAGACAUUGUAGAGAAAGUAGCGACUGACAUCGAGAGACUGCUUGCCAAGAAACGCAAAGCGCUGGAGAGACUGGCGAGUGAAGCGGAGCGUCUUCAGAAAGAGCAUCGCUGGCAGGAUGGAAUCAAGGAGGAAAAUAUUGAGUAUUAUAACUCUAAAGCAGAGAUGGAUUAUGACGGUGAGGACAUUGACUCUCAGAUGUCCUUGAAACUGGAUUUUGUGUACGACCCAAGCUUCAAAAACCAAGUGAAUUACUCGCACACUGCCGUCCAGAUCCCCACAGACAUCUACAAAGGCGCUCCAGUGAUUCUGAAUGAGCUGAACUGGACGCAGGCGCUAGAGCGAGUCUUCAUUGAGAACAGCAGAGAUGAUCCCUCAUUGCUUUGGCAAGCAUUUGGUAGUGCCACCGGUGUCACCAGAUAUUACCCAGCUGCUCCCUGGAGAGCGCCAGAUAAGAUCGACCUUUAUGAUGUACGACGAAGACCCUGGUACAUUCAAGGAGCGUCGUCACCCAAAGACAUGGUCAUUCUUGUAGACGUGAGCGGCAGCGUCAGCGGGCUCACAUUAAAACUGAUCAAAGCUUCGGUCACAGAAAUGCUCGACACACUCUCCGAUGAUGAUUAUGUCAACGUGGCCAGGUUUAAUGAGAAGGCAGAGGCAGUGGUGCCCUGUUUCGAUCACCUGGUUCAGGCCAAUGUGCGCAAUAAGAAGAUCUUCAAAGAGGCUGUGCAGCAGAUGCAGGCCAAAGGGACCACCGAUUACAAAUCCGGCUUCCAUUUCGCCUUCAACCAGCUCCUGAACAAGACAAACGUUCCUCGAGCCAACUGUAAUAAAAUCAUCAUGUUGUUCACUGACGGCGGAGAGGACCGAGCGCAGGACAUCUUCGAGCAGUACAACUGGCCUAAUAAGACGGUCCGCGUGUUCACGUUCUCGGUGGGGCAGCACAAUUACGAUGUCACUCCGCUGCAGUGGAUUGCAUGCUCUAAUAAGGGAUACUAUUUUGAGAUCCGCUCCAUCUGUGCUAUAAGGAUUAACACCCAGGAAUAUCUGGAUGUAUUGGGUCGCCCGAUGGUUCUGGCAGGCAGAAUCGCCAAACAAGUACAGUGGACAAACGUCUAUCAGGACGCCCUGGGUCUGGGUCUGGUGGUGACAGGGACAAUGCCGGUGUUCAACCUUACUGUGAACGGGGACUCUCAGAAUCAGCUGAUUUUAGGUGUGAUGGGGGUCGACGUUCAUCUGGACGAGCUGAAGAGACUCACACCACAGUACAAGCUCGGAGCCAAUGGAUACAUCUUCGCCAUUGACCCGAACGGAUACGUGCUGAUGCAUCCAAACCUGCAGCCUCGAGAAGAGGAUUUACCGGAGCAGGUGACUCUGGACUUUCUGGAUGCAGAAGUGGAAGACAGCAGCAAACAGGAGAUUCGCCGGCAGAUGAUUGACGGCCGAUCGGGAGAUAUGACCAUUAAAACUCUAAUUAAAUCAAUGGACGAGCGCUACAUUGACGACGUCACCCGGAUGUACACCUGGACGCCCAUCAACGACACAGACUACAGUCUAGGUUUGGUACUGCCUCCGUACAGUGAACAUUACAUCCAAGCUGAUCUGAGUGAUGUCAUGCUCCAGCUGCAGUAUUUACAGUCUCUGCUGCCCAACUCUUUCGAGUCUGCCGGUCAUGUGUUUCUCGCUCCCAGAGAUUAUUGCAGGCGCCUGCACAUCUCUGAAAACAACACACAGUUCCUGGUGGACUUCCUGUCUCUGAUGGUGGAGAUCUCACCGGAGUCUGAAGACUGUGAUCAGGGUCUCAUUCAUAACCUGAUCUUGGACUCCGGGAUCCUCUGGCAGCUCGCCACACGCGUUUGGCAGAAUAAAGACCUGGGCACGUAUGGCUUUCUGGCUCUGUUUGCGUCCACCAAUGGAGGCGUCACACGUGUUUACCCCAACAUGGCGGCUGAAUCAUGGGAUGAAGAUCCUGAACCACUAAACUCAAACUUCUACCGGCGCAGUCUGGAUAACAAAGGCUACAUCUUCAGAGCGCCGACACGAACCUCGAUGGAUGAUCUGCUGAUCUCAGAGAAUGGCACUGUGGGGAUUCUGGUUACCACCGCCGUAGAGGUUGCAUUUGGGAGCAAAACCAUGAAGCCUGCAGUGGUCGGCGUUAAGCUGGAUUUGGAGGCUUGGGUCGACAAGUUCAAGAUCUUGGCCAGCAACGUGUCCGACAGCAGACAGGCCGCACAUAAGUGCGGCCCGUCCAGAUCCUGUGAGAUGGACUGUGAAGUGAACAGCGAUGAUUUGCUGUGCUAUCUGAUCGAUGAUGGCGGUUUCCUGGUGAUGUCCAAUCAGAGAGAUCACUGGAAGAAGGUUGGGCUGUUUUUCGGUGAGGUCGACCCGUACCUGAUGUUCGCCCUCUACAACAACUCAAUCUACUCCCGUCAUCAGACCUUCCAGUAUCAGUCGGCCUGCGAACCCACAGCCAGCAGCCACACAGGAGCCGCACACAGAGGAUUCUACGUGCCCUCCAUAGCGGACUUUCUCAGCCUAGCCUGGUGGACGUCUGCAGCCGCGUGGUCUAUUUUGCAGCAGUUCUUGUAUGGAGUCAUGUACAGCAGCUGGUUCACCACAGCAGACGUCUGGGCUGAGAGUGCAGACAGUAAAGGGAGCAGCAGCUGUGUGACGGUUUACAGCCAGUUCUACUUCACCAACACCACCAACUCCUUCAACGUCCUGCAGGACUGCGGCAACUGCUCCAGGUUGUUCCAUGCCAAGCGUAUAGAAAACACAAACCUUUUGUUUGUGGUGGCUGAGACACUGCCCUGCAGCUCCUGCGAGAUCGAGAAACUCCUGCCUGUCAGAACCAAGUCUCAAGAAGAAAACCCAUGUGAUGUCUUAAACUCGGCCCGCUAUAGGAAAGGACCUGACAAAUGCUUCGACUACAACUCAGAGGAGAACACAUCACAGUGUGGCAGCGCUCACUCUUUACACUGUCCGCUGCCAGCUCUGCUCUUGGUUCAGUUAUUUUUGAUUUACCUCAUUCUACGAUCGUAAUCCCACUGCCUUCGGUGUUCCUGUUCCCCAUCCGUACCAUGUUCUGGUCCGCUCCUGACAUCCUCCUGGUUUUCCGGCUCUCUGUCUCAUCGUGAGGUGCAUUCCAGCUGUGUGCCGUUACAGCAGAGCAUGAUGGGAAACGUGUCUUAGUACCCCCCCCCUCAAAAAAAAAAAACUGUCUUAAAUAGUUUCAUAUUUAUAUUUGGGAAAAACAUGAUGAGAAUCUUUCUGCUGCCGUGAAGUGUUUUUUGCUUGCCAAAUCCAAAAACAGGAAAGGACCUGGCGUGUUUUUUUUUUUUUUUUUUCCAAAAUACUGAAACAGAAAUUUUAACUGUUGUUAUCACAAUCUCGCAUUGUGUUAGAGUCUUGCUUUGUUCUGGAUUUAGUGCCAAACCCUGAUGUUUGUGGAUGUCCAAAUGCUGGGGAUGCGCAAGUUCUGUUCAAGUAUUUCGUUCGAGGUUUUCCUGCCAAAAGAGAAUGCCAUAUCAUCGCAAACUUCUUCGUUUAGGGGAACUGAGUUUUAGAUUGCAUUUAGUUUAUUUACAGCUUUGUCGAAUGUCUUAAAGACAUAUCUUGUGUAUAAAAACUGCUGCCUGGUUUGUUACCCAACAGUGCCUUGGCGCACUUGUCCGAAAGGACCAACAAUAGCACUGGAGGUGGAUUUGACUGUCCCUGAAUGAAUGCUGGAGAAAGAUGUAGUAUUGAAUGUUAACUUGAAUUUGGUUUACGGUGUAAAGCCCACAGUAUACUGCACGUUUUAUGUGAAUGCUACGGUUAGCAUAAAGUGCGUGACAUGACUUUUAGCAUCAGAAUAGUACUCUUGUGCUGUGCUUGCAACAAGCAACUUUUAUAAACACAGAUCGCACAUUCAUUUUGAAUUGUUUUUGUACUGCACAGUUUGUCCACAAGGUGGAUUUGGGGUGUUCUUUUACAGUCAGAAAACGAUCGAACCGAAACACCAAAAUUUAAUUUAAAAACUUUAGAAUUUUAAAUAUCUACAAGGUUAGUUUAAACGAAUGCAAAUGAGUUUUUAUCACUCAUAUCUUUUCAAGAGGAAAAGUUCUGAAGGAGGAAAGGAAUGAAUGGUACUAAUGAAGAUGAAUGUCCGCUGUGUAAAACAUACUCCAGAAUAGUUGGCGGUUUAUUCAGCUACAUUCAGACCAAUUAAUUAUUUGUGAGAAUAACUUAAAUACAAAGUCAGUGAAAUGCACACAUAAAGGCGAAUUAUUGUUGUGUGGUUUCAAUAACGUGUAAUGUUCAACGCCUUGACCAUUACCUCGUAAAAUUUGCCUAAGUUGCAAAGUAUAUGUAAUUGAACGCAAGUGUAAAAUCCACCUACAAAUACAUUUAGUCAUUUGGCAGAUGUUUUUUGCAGUUCGAUAUACAAUUAAGGAGAAAACCUGAGGUGAAAAACAUCCUGUGAGUAAAGUAGAGCUAGUGACACUAAUGCACGUUUCAAAUCCAAGCAAUUAUAUAGAGUGUACUUUGGAAGGCUGUGCAUUCAUUUGCAUGUACACUAAAGCUCCAAGUAUACCCUGCUGUUUACAUAAACAUGCUGUAAAUUAUGUCAGAGCACCAGCAAAUUUUUUACUCGAUUUCUUUGCAUUUCCUAGUUUGGAGAGAAAAAGCGCAGUGGACAAUGAUGAAUCUUUCGAAUGCGCAUGUCGAGCACAAAGCAAAUGAAGUAUACUUUACAAGAGUGUGUGCAUAUGCUAACUAGCAUGUAAAAAAAAACAUGAAGUAUACUUUGGGCUCAAGGGUGAAUGUCACCAAACCUGGCGAAAGUUUGUACUGUAUUUUACCCCAAAAUCAAAAUGGAAACACAUCACAAAGAAAGCGAAGAAUAUUUUGAGGAUCAUAAUGUUUUUUAAAAAGCACACUUUUACUUGGAAAUACAUUUUAUUAUUGGUUUUAAAUUACGGUAGCAUUUAGUAUACUGCCUUAAAUUGUGGUUAUUUAUAUUAUUAAUUAAAAGCACAUGUAUUAUGCUAUCGUUGUAAUCCUAUUUUAAGCACCAUUAAAGUAAUAAUAAUGAUAACAAAGCACACUUUUGUUCACUAUUGUGUUAGUGUAAUGGAAGGAAACACUUUCGUUAAUAUAAUGUGAAUUUAAAAAUCAUCAAUUUUACUGUAAAAUAGUGAAAUUCGAUGAGCCGACUGCAACAAAAUCCUACAAACACUCUUUAUUUUUGAGCACAUAGAAGAUUUUCUGUUGAUUUUGGGGUGAUUUCUUGUGAGAUUCGUUCAGUGGCGUUCAGUGUGGUUUUUUUUAUUACACAUACCGAUUCUUAUCUUCAGAAAGGCACUCAAAUGGUUUUAACUUUUUUCCGAUGUAAAUACGGUUUUUCCACACUGAGUUGAUCUAGUGUGUUUUAAUGAAUGGAAUGCAAGCUGAUGUCUCGCCGUCCCGCUGCAUGCUGGGAAAAAAACUACGAAAAACGCUAUUAAAAAUUCGCAUUGAUUUUCCGAAUAGACACUGGACCCUUAGAGGCAUUUGACGGACCAACUUUAUCUCCUUACAGAGUUCGUUGACGCUAUCGAAGGGUCAAUAUGUGUUUAUUUUAAAAGAUACAGUAUGUAUAUUGCUUGCGAAAUGUAUCAAGUGUGAGUUUUCCGACGCUUUCAUGCUUUUAUUGAAAUGUUUUGUUUUUAUCGCAGAUGUUUCGUUGCUUUUCGCUGAUUACGUAUUACAUUUCAAAGGUCGGUUUAGACUAAACAAAAUAAGUUAAACGUCUUUUUUUAUUUAAAAAAAAAAAAACAUGGCCACACUAGUACUUCCAAAUGAAUCAGACUGGGAUUCUUCUGAACUGGACUGAAGGGAUUUGGCUUGACGUGUUUUGUAUCGUAAUGGCUUGAGCAAUACUUUGAAUUAUGUCGACUAAUGCAAGCGAGUGCUACCGAACUAUAGUGUAAAAGAGAGCAUGAAAUCAGCAUUGAGCCGCUUUAUUUGGAUGACUUUGGUUCAGGCUUGUCUUUGAAUAUCGGCUCUAUGUUUGUAUGUAAGCUUUGAGCGUUCUAACAGUAUUAUUUAAUGCCGAUAAGAGUAUUUAUACUAUCGUCUUUAUGUAAAAAUUCUUUCUGUGUUACAUUGAAUUAACUGCUGUGAAUAGGAAUGUUUUCAUUUUGUUUUGUUUAUGUUUGUUUCUUUUACUUUGGAUGUUCUGCCGAUGUUUGUUAACUAUGUGAAAGGGAUUUUUCUUCCCUUUCUGCGGUCUUCCAUAUCACUUCAUUUUGUACAGAUGGCACAAAUUUAUCAAGAAAGGCUAACUUUGUAUCAUACUGUGUCAUUCACUUCUGGGAGAUGUUUAUAUGAGAAUUGGUGAGAUAAAGACAUUCAUAUUUUUCACGUCAA